Molecule: messenger RNA, 894 nt
Organism: Corylus avellana
Lineage: Eukaryota; Viridiplantae; Streptophyta; Magnoliopsida; Fagales; Betulaceae
Source: RefSeq, a predicted model, not a curated record
AUGGCAUACUCCUGUGCUGUAUUAAAGAAGGAAGAUGAAGACUUAAAGGUUGCACAACUGAGAAAGAUCUCUCUUCUGAUUGAAAAGGCAAGAAUUGAUAAAAAUCAUGAAGUUCUUGAGAUUGGGUGUGGUUGGGGAAGCUUAGCUAUUGAAGUUGUCAAACGAACUGGAUGCAAGUACACUGGCAUCACUCUGUCUGAGGAGCAAUUGAAAUUUGCGGAAAUGAAUGUGAAAGAAGCUGGCCUUCAGGACCGCAUUAAAUUUCUUCUUUGCGACUACCGCCAAUUGCUUAAUACCCUCAAAUAUGACACAAUCAUAUCUUGUGAGAUGCUAGAAGCUGUUGGCCAUGAAUUCAUGGAAGCAUUUUUUGCUUGCUGUGAAUCGGUAUUAGCAGAAGAUGGGCUUCUUGUUCUGCAGUUCAUAUCAAUACCAGAUGAACGUUAUGAUGAGUACACAGAUUUCAUAUAGGAAUAUAUAUUUCCUGGUGGAUGCCUUCCUUCAUUAAGUAGAGUAACAUCAGCCAUGGCUGCUGCAUCCAGACUCUGUGUGGAGGACCUAGAGAACAUAGGGAUUCAUUACUACCAAACACUCAGAUACUGGAGAAAGAAUUUUCUUGAGAAGCAGGGCAAAAUCCUCACUCUCGGGUUUAGUGAAAAAUUCAUUCGGAGGGAAUAUUACUUUGAUUAUUGUGCGGCUGGUUUUAAGACGCAUACACUUGGAAAUUAUCAGGUUGUAUUAUCACGUCCUGGCAAUGCUGCUGCGUUUGAUAAUCCAUAUCAAACUUUGCCUUCAGCAUGUUGAUUAUGUUCUCAAAGGAGAGACACAAUCUUCAUAUUCCUGCCUGGACAAACUAUGGUUGAUUCUUUCUUUUUUGGUGGUCAUUAUUGACAUUAU